Messenger RNA from Scaptodrosophila lebanonensis, 6111 nucleotides. It is a transcript of the gene sti, whose product is annotated as citron Rho-interacting kinase. The transcript has 6 exons. Gene Ontology annotation, molecular function: ATP binding; protein serine/threonine kinase activity. Gene Ontology annotation, cellular component: cytoplasm; actin cytoskeleton. The record is from RefSeq and is a predicted model, not a curated record. Gene Ontology annotation, biological process: actomyosin structure organization; peptidyl-threonine phosphorylation. The coding region runs from base 448 to 6015 and encodes 1855 amino acids. Lineage: Eukaryota; Metazoa; Arthropoda; Insecta; Diptera; Drosophilidae.
ACGCUUAAAUUGAAGCAUUUAAUUCACCGUAAAAUAUAAAAAUAUAUGCUUUAAAAUUGCUUGUCUAGGUCAUAGCACGCACCGACGCGCAGUAUUAAUUCAUAUAAAUGUAUUCUUUUUCGAGUGCCGCACUGUUCAACACUGUCCCUGGGUUUGGCGUCGUAGCCGCGCUGCUUGGCAUUGAUAUUCAAACUGAAAUGUUGUGAAGUUUUUGUGUAUAAUUUGCUAGAAUUGUUAAAUAUCAUUUUAAUAUCCGUUUAAACUGAGUAUAAACAAGCAGCACCCUUUGAUAUUCUCCUAAUAAUUAAUAAAAUUUCCCACUUACAUGAAACAUACGCACAGUAAAGAAAAUUUCAUUGGUAACAACUUGUGCCAAUCGUUGCAAUUCAUUUAAAAUUCUACUAUCGCCGUGUAUUUUUAUGUAAAUUAUACUAGAAUUGUUAAAUAAUGCCGCCCCAGCGCGACCCUAUUAGCGUGCGCACAACGCGCCUAAAUAACCUGAUACUUGGCAAAGGAGUUAGCGUCACUCAGAAGCCAGCCUCCAGUGCCGCUUGCGUUCGACGCAGCGUUGUCCCAGUGAGCACCACAAGUGCAGCUGUUGCUGAAGCCAUUUGUCGCGAAGGACUGCUGGACGCAUUCUGUUUGCUCUACAAUGAAUGCGACAAGGAGACUUUGAAGAAGCGCGAUCGCAACAUUGCUGAAUUUGUCAAUAAAUUUCGUCCCAUUGUUGAAGAGACACGCCAGCUGCGCGUCAAUGUCGAAGACUUUUCGGUCAAGGCACUUAUCGGCAAGGGCUACUUUGGAACUGUGCAUCUAGUGGUGGAACGUCAAACAUCCGAUGUGUAUGCCUUGAAGAAAAUUAAGAAAUCCGUGGUGACCACAUCUCAAGUCAAGGAAGAACGCGACAUAAUGUCGCGACGCAACUCCGAGUGGCUGACAAGUCUGCAAUACGCAUUCCAGGACAAUGAUAACUUGUAUCUGGUCAUGGAGUAUCUGCCAGGCGGGGAUCUACUAAGCUUAAUGUCACGCCAUGGUCCUUUUGACGAGGAUCUUGCACGCUUCUAUCUUGCUGAAUUAACCCUGGCCUUGCAUUCGCUGCAUUCCAUGGGUUAUGUCCAUCGUGACAUCAAGCCAGAAAACAUUUUAAUUGAUCGCUUUGGUCACAUCAAGCUGGCUGACUUUGGUAAUGCCGCAGCUCUAGAUCGAGACGGCCACGUGCUCAGUCUGUCCCCGGUGGGCACACCAGACUAUAUUGCUCCAGAGCUGCUGCAGACAAUCUCCACCUACAAGCUUUGCAAAUCGAUGCAUGAUGUCAGCUGCGAUUACUGGUCUAUGGGAAUCAUUGGCUACGAGCUUAUUUGCGAGAUAACGCCGUUUCACGAGGAAAACGUGCACGCGACAUAUUCCAAAAUACUGACGCAUUGUGACGACAGCACACUUAAGGAGCUGAUCUCUUUUCCCAGCGAUCUUAAGAUAUCAAGCAAUUUCAAGCACCUAAUAGAAUCUCUGGUCACAAAUCCAACGAAUCGUCUCAGCUAUGAGCAGAUCUGUAAGCAUCCCUUCUUCGACAGCAUUCAAUGGAGCACACUGCGCUCCCAGGUCCCACCUAUUAUACCCACCGUUAAAUCGGACGAUGAUACCUCAAACUUUGAGGAUGGUACGCGCAACAAAGCGCGUCGCGAGUAUAUGGCCAAAAAGUCACUGACAACUAACAUGAAGUCCCAUGACUUCAGUGGCAAGGAUUUGCCCUUUAUUGGCUACAGCUUUGUACACAUGGAUAAACAAGGUGGAGGUAGUAUUGAUGAUUUGGAUGAGCCACGAGCAACUAAGAUGCACGAAAAGCUAAAGGACCUGCAGCAAAAGCUAAAGGCGCGCAGUGAUGAGAUUACCCAGCUUAAACAGGAUCUUCUGCGGGCUCAGCAGGCACUAAAGCAGACCGAUAAUAAAUCGCAAGUUUUGCAGGAUGCUAAGGUGGAGAUCAGGAAGCUGCAGCAGAUAAUUAAAGAGAAGACCAUGGAGCUGGCCACCUGCAAGACCCAAAUCAAAACGCUGCAAAGCUCGGCCAAAAUUGACGAGGACAUGUGGUCGAAAAAGGAAGCCACAAUUACCGAUCUUUUGCGUCUCAAUCGGCAAAAGUAUGAAGAGGCAAAGAUCGCAUCCGAGCAGCGCUAUGAGAAACAGCUGGCCGAAAAGAAACACGAGUUGGCCUGCAUUGCGCAAAAGCUGGAUGCUCGAGAUCUGGAGUUCAAUGCCAAGAACGAUGAGUGUAAGCAUUUGGCAGACAAGCUGAAUAACUACAAGGAGUUGAUGAAGCAGCUCAAGGAUCAGGCCCAAAAGGUCCAGAAGAGCUAUGAGCAGCAGCAAAAUCAACUAACUGAGUCCUACGAGCAGAAGUUGUCGGAUCUGCAGCAAAAGCUGCGCCAAUCCCAGGACACCAACAGACGUAUGACCCUUGAGCUGCACGAUGUGCGCACUGAACUAACUGAAUCUAUUUGCACUGGAAAAUCGACGCAAGAGGCAAAAAACGCCACGGAGCGUAAUAUCGAGGAUAUACUCAGGCGUCUGAACCGCGAGAUAACCGCAAACAAUGAGCUCCACGCCUCGAAUGCCGCGUUGGAAGCGCAGUUACAGCAUCACCAGAAAUUAGUAUUAGAGGCGCAAACCGAAUGCCAGCGUUUGGAACGCGAACUGCAGCUUGCCCAGUGUCGAAACAACAUUGCUGAAUCCUCAUUGACUUCGGAUGCUUCGCCGUAUGAAACAGCGCCUGGAUCGUUGACGGAACUACGGGCUAUCGAGGAUCAACUUCGAGCCGACUUAGAGGUGGCCAAGGAGGGCGAAAGCGUGCAAAAGGUGCGCGCAGAUCAGUUGCAGGCCCUGGUCACGAAGUUAGAGGAAAUGCUGGAACGCUUCAACGAGCAGAGUCUGUCGCCAACCAAACCGCAUCCGGCACCACGCAACGGCAACAGUGCCGUGGGCGAUAUGCUAGAGCGUCAGAACGAGAAGCUGGAGGACAAAUUGGCCGCCGUGCGGGAGCAGAUGAUUGUAGAGCGACAGGCGGCUCGCACAGCAAACCUAUCGCUGUGGAAGGUUGAAAAACAACUGGAGGAGUCCUUGGCUGAGAAGAAACUCCUCUCGCGUCGCAUGGAACUGACCGAGGGUCGUGUGAAGAAGGCGCAGGAUGAGCGUGAGGAGGCGCAACGUGUGCUGAAAUCCGCACAGGAGGAGACACGCCUACGUGAGGCUCGCAUUGAGGAGCUCAAGGAGGAGCUGGCUGCCAGCAAGCGCGACGUUCUCAAGGAGCAUCGCAUGUGGGAAAAAUCCGAACAGGAGCGCAUGAAGUGCAAGUCGGAGCUCAUCGAGCAUCUGGCCAAUGUGCAUAAGCUGGAGGAGCGUGCAACAGAGCUGCGCCAAAAACUGCAUCAGGCCCAGCAGCGGUGCGACGGCCUCCAGCUGGAGCAGAAGCGUUUACAGCGUGAACUUCAGGAGGAACGCGAACGCAGUGCCACAGCCGGCGAUAGUAAAAGUGCAUUGCAGUCUGAGCUGAAGCAGUUAAAGGAGAACUUUGAACGACUGAAGUACGCCUGCAGCCUGACAGAUGAUCAACUAACAGAAGUGGAGGCCAUGCUGGAGACCGAACAGCAGCGCAACAAGACGCAGCAGACCCAACUGGACGCCUGUCAUGCCAAGCUGCGGGAGCGGAACGAUCAAUUGGCGCAGCUGCGUAAAGAUUUCGCCGAACAGGAGUCGGGCAGACGUGUGGCCGAGCAACGCAAGCAGGUUCUCACUGUGGAGCUGGAGGAACUGAAGCUGAAUAUUCAGGAACUGCAAAAGAAAUUGAUUGCACAGCAAGGUCAACUGGUCGAGCAAACCAAUGCUCUGUUUGGGGUGCAAGAGAGUGCGGAACUGCUUGGUGGCCAGAAUGCCAAUUAUCAGGCGCAAAACACCGAGCUGGAGCGUGAGCUGUUCAGUCUGAAGGAGGAGAAUGCACGCAUUCUUAGCGAUCUUUUCCAUCGCAAAGAGGAGCUUAAUGGCGUGCAAGCCGAGCUCAAAGAGCAGCUCUCGAACAUUGCUGAUCUGCACGAUGAAAUCGACGAACUACAGGAGAUGUUGACGGAGAAGGAACAAUUUUAUGUACAACGCGAUAUUAAAGCGGAGGCAACGCUUGCGCAACAUAAGAAACUCAUUGACUAUCUUCAGCUUAAAGUGGAGGAUUUGUCCGCCAAAAAGAAGAAAACUCUUGCUGAUAAAAUCUUUGGUUCGAGCAGCAGCACCAAAGAGAACAUCUCCCCCAAUGACGUAGAGUCCUCCAUAUUGUAUCGAGCGCUCAAGGAGGAACUCAGACGCGAACAAAAACUGUCCAAGGCCCUGCAGGAGCAGCUUGACCAACUGAAUGGCACCGCCAUUUUACGCUCGCCACGCAAAUCAACCGUAUCCAGCAGCGAGAACAGAGGAGCAGAGGAGCCUAAGCAGCGACCCGUCAGCAUAGCCGCUAUUCCACGCUCUCCAAGCAAGAAGCACCAGUCGACGGUCAAACGCGCCACCAGCCAAGUGCUGGAAUCAAAGACCAGCAAGGCCCACAAAUUGCACAACCAGGAGACCAAAGGCGAUCAGCCGUUGGAGAAAUCUCAUCAUCGCUUUGAGCUGGCACUGCAGGAGUCCAAAAAGGAUGCGGUCGAUUGCCUGGUCUGUGAGCAGCCUAUAAUAGUCGGCUCUCCCUAUUGGCGCUGCAAGGAAUGCAAGAGUGUGGCCCAUCGAAAGUGUAGAGGCGAUGUGACGGCCACCUGCGGCCACAAACCUACAGCUCCACCAGCAGACGAGAUUAGUAUCACGCCAAGCCACAGCAGCAGUCUGGAUACGAUCGAUAAUUUAACGAACAAUGGCUCGGGCGGCGACUACGCGGGCACAUUAAUUUACAAUGCCAGCAUGGACGAUCCCCUCGAGGUGAACUGCGCCUUCGAGGUGGCCGAAAAGCUCUUGUUGCUAGGCUGCAACAAAGGACUUUAUGCAUACCAUGUGGAUGGCAAGCGGCUGCUACACAUAGCCGGCAUCGAGUCGGUGAGUUUUGUAUCCAUUUCACAGCGUCUGGCCAAGGCCAUCAUGGUAGGCGGCGCAGGAGAGAAGCUGUACCAGUGCGACUAUCGUCAGUUGGAGUCGCGCUGUCAGAGUACGAGUGCCUGUCAUAAGCCAGCGUUGGAGACUUGCGUCAUUGAGCUGCCGUUGGCGAAUCGCACAGCCACUGAGAAAUGGAAGCUGGUGCAGAUUUCCAACGAAUCUGAGAAUGCUUUAGACUCGGUGGCCAUUGCCGCCACCUCGAUGCGCAUUGUCAUCCUGAAGUACGAUCUGAAGCUGCACAAAUUCAAGCCUGUACGGGCCUUGGACACCGCCACGCCGGUCACCUCAAUUUUCUACACACGCCACUCGGCCAUUGUGAGUUCGGACAAGUUUUACGAGAUUGACUUGGAUAACUAUGCGGCCGAGGAGUUCAUCGACCUGGCCGACAAAUCGCUCCAGCACACAUCCAAUUGCCAGCCCUUUGUGGCAGUACGCAUCUCGCGCCAGGAAUAUCUGCUUUGCUUUGCUGAGUGUGGCGUUUUUGUCGAUGAGUUUGGCUGUCGCUCACGUCCCUACGACUUGAACUGGGUAUAUGCCCCCACCGGCUUUAUGUACCGCGAGCCCUUCCUUUAUGUUGCUCACUACCAAUACGUGCAGAUAAUACGGUUGCAUCGCUCGUAUAGUAAGGAGCUGGCCAAAGGACACAAUGGCGAUGGAGAGCGCAAUGAGACUCCGGAUCUGCAGCGCGUCUAUUUAGCUCAGUAUAUGCCGACACUAUUAGCCAACAGCGGCGAGACGAAUCUUUAUGCCUUGUCCAUAGACCAGGAGCCGGGGACACAGCAGAUAUUCUAUUUCGAUGCGUUGCGGGCGUUUAAAAAUAAAUUGAAUAUCUCCAUAGAGACAAUUUCGUCGGUGGCCACUUCGGUGACACUUGGAUCUUUUAUGACAACGGACAGUGUGUAAAUCUAAAGAGAUUUCACUUUUUCCUGCUUUUAUUUAAUCAUAAAUUUAAAUGUAUUGCACUUUUAAUUCAAAAAUAAAUGUACUUUUUGUACCACA